AAUAAAAAUAAUAUUUACGGUGUAUGGCGGUGCAAGCAUAUUGCAAAAAUUACUAUAAAAAGUAAACAUUACAUUCAGAAUAACAUUUGUGUAUAGAAAAAGAAAAUGCCUCCAUCUAACUUAGUUGAACUGCGACCAAAUCGCCGAUUACUGGAUCACGAAUUCGAAGGAUACAAGUUAAAUCUCAACGCACUGGCCCAACACAGUUUGGAACUAAUCUCACCAGUAGACAGGCUAUAUCCCGAUGAAGUUCAAUUCUCCUUCGUCCAUGCUAAGCUCUUUGCGCUUCAUAAUCACCUCAUAAUUGAUCACUGGGACCACGCGUUCAAUUACUACUACAUCGACAAUAAACAACAAGUUCGGAACAUUACGUUUGAGAAUAUUAACAGUACGUUCCAACAAGCCAUUGUCUACGAUGUUCCAGCGCACGUUGAAAGAAAAUCAGGCCAUUUUAACUUAUGCUUAUUAUUCCCUUCAUGUACGCUGGCUGUUAUAAGUGAUGGUACAGGCUAUUUACAUAUUGUGGAUACAGGAUUACGGAAUAAACCUGCGACGGAAAAGCAACCAUGGAACACAGCACAUUCCAGUUUGGCCCUUGGUGAUGGCAAGUAUUUUGUAGUUGUUGAUUCAAGAGUGCAAACAAAGGAUAAUAAAGAAGUGCUGCACUGUCUUCUGCAAUCUGUAGAGCAGAAUGAUAAACAUUUUAACUCUGUUUUAACAUGGAUUACUUUUGAAAACGAUGGCCAAGGGUGGGUGCAGGCUGCAACAAAACAGGUUCAAGGUAAAGGCAUUGUGCAUUACGCAGCAAUUGAAGGAAGCUGUUCAGCAUUGUACAUAGCUUCAGAUAAUUUAUUUAAAUUUACACAAGAUUCAGAAAAUGAUAUAAGUGAGCCCAAGAAGGAGCAACCUCGGCAGAUUGUUUACACAUGGCUCCAAACAGCAGAUGAUAUAACUAUAACUUUACAAUUGGAAAGUAAUUUUGAUAAGAAGCUCUUACAUGUGAAUGUAACUCCUAUGAAUGUAAAGAUAAGUUAUGCUGGUAAAGAUUUUGUAUGCGGCAAGUUGAAAAAUAAAGUAGACAGCGAGUUGACUACAUGGAAUGUUGGAGAGAGCGGCCAAGUUGAUGUUUUGAUGACGAAAUCUGAGAGUAUGAUGUGGGAUGAGCUGAUCGAGGGUGGGGACAAGACUGGUGAGCAGAUCUUGGACCCUAGUCUGGUGGAGGAAGUUCAUAGACGGUUAAUGCACUUGUGUGCGGAGACAGAAGUAAAAGCGGCUGAUCAGUCCGUACCUGGUCUUUCUACACAGGAGCUGGAGGAAUGUGAUGCUGCUUCUGAAGAGGACACUGUAUUGGUUCGAUUGGAUGCUACAAACCACACCAUAACCCACAGAGUUCCACUCAGCGUUCACCAAUAUUUGUUUAGUCUGAAACUGGAAACACAAGAAGUGCCAGCUCUCUGCCUCAGACAUGAUGUCGAUGCAUGCAUAUGGCAGCCAUACUCCCAACUUAUUAACUCAGAAACCUGGCCUAUUAAACAUCAAGGAACCCUCAUGGCAUUUGGUUACGUCCAAUCAUCAAAACAGAACAGAAAAUUCGUAACAUGCCCACCCAAUUUCGCCUACAGUGUAGUAUGUGAAGCUUCAAGACAUGUAUUUAUUUACAAAAGUACAAACAACUCAAACUGUCAAUUACGAAAACGAACCGGUGGGUCAAUGAAGAAUGUCAAAGUUGGCCAGCAAUAUGUAUUAAAUGUUGAGAAGAACGGUGAAGUGGUAGGUAUAAACGCGACAAACGAAUAUUUGUUUAUUCUAACAGAGAAGAAGUUACUUGUUAUUGAGAUGUUGUAAAUAAAAUGUUAUUUUAAUGUA
Molecule: messenger RNA, 1866 nt
Organism: Colias croceus (clouded yellow)
Lineage: Eukaryota; Metazoa; Arthropoda; Insecta; Lepidoptera; Pieridae
Product: nudC domain-containing protein 1
Exons: 2
Coding region: 106-1845 (579 amino acids)
Source: RefSeq, a predicted model, not a curated record